GUGAAAGACACAGUUACGACACAGACCGAGUCUGCUGAAGAUACCGCUCUUUGUACAGACUAUUUUCCUCUGACAGAAGAAAAUCUCAAAAGGAAGAAGGAAGAAAGAAGACGAAACGAAAAGAAAGAGAGAAAAGAAGAAGAAGAAGAAAAGUGGCCGGUUAGCCCAGCGAGUGCCAUGGCGUUUCUCAGAAGAGUGAGUCUAACCUCCAGGUUCCGGCGAAACCUUGAGUCGACGCUGCUGUGGCUUCUGCUCCUCUACGCGGUCGUCACAUUUGUAGGACAGGAGAGUAAUGUAGUGAAUCGACAGGUGCGGAUAGGAAGACAUAAUCUCAUAAUGCAUGGAUAUUCUAAUGGUAAGCAUGAGAAUAUCGGUCUCAACUCCAGUGUGACUCUUGGUCUAGAUAAUCUUAGCCUCCAAAGGGGACCGUCGAAGGCAACCACGGCUUUCCAUCCAACCAGCCUUGAUCUCAAGAUAUUUCCUACAAACUCUAGUAUGAACUCAAACUUCUUCAGCCUUGACCUUGAUAUCGAUUGGUCUAAACAACAUGACGCCGUCCACGAUCUCCAAGAGGCCGUGCCCAACUUGCCAUCUCGUUAUUGGCUCAAGAAAGACAAGGGUAUGGGCAUGAACAAAACCUGUGCCAAGUAUCCGUCUCUGUACCAGAUCCGCUUCAACAACGGCCAGUGGCAGACGUUCGACACUUCCAACGGCACCUUCUACCUGUUCAGCGCUUAUCAUGACAACAGGACCUUGGCAAAGCGGCCAGCUGUGCGCGUCCUGGGGAUGCUGAACCGCUUCGAUCCCAAACUCAAUACUUCCUGCCAACUUUGGUUUAACGGAACAAGCAAACCAGUAUUCGCACAGGUGUCUGAGUACAAAUAUAUCUGGAAUAGGGCGUUUGCCAAAUACAAAAACGGCGUGCUACAACCAUAUCUAUUAUCGUGCCAAGUGCCAUCUGCCUAUGUACAUCAGGUGCCAGAGUCUGUAUCCCUCGUAGAGCGGCCGUGCGACACAGCCACAACAAACCUCAGAGUUGUUAAAAAUCACCCACCAGAAGGUCAAAUGAAAGACUUUGCUGUGUGCGUUAAAGGCCUCGACCUACCGAGUGCAAAUUACACUGUCCGGCUGAUAGAGUGGUUGGAAAUGCUUUCUCUGUUAGGGGCCAAUAAAGUAUUCAUCUAUACCUUUGAUGUCCACAUUAAUAUUAGUAAAGUUCUUACCUACUACCAGAAGAGGGGCUUUUUGGACCUGACAAAACUCACCCUGCCCGGAGACCAGCCGAACAUCCCUGAACUCACACACAAGUACCUUAAGGAGAAGGGCGGCAAUAAACGGCUCAAUGAACUCAUCCCUUACAACGACUGCCUCUACAAGAACAUCUACAGCUACAAGUACGUGGUUCUCUUAGACAUAGACGAGAUUAUCCUUCCUAGAAACUUACCGUCUUGGAAAGCACUGAUGAAAGCCCUGGUCAAAGACGCUUUCAAGGCCAACAAGAAACCGCGAACCUCCUUCGCUGCGCGCAAUGUGUACUUCCUGGACUCCAUGCAAGAGAGACACGGCUUUUACAAGGAUAUCCCCCGAUACAUGCACAUGCUGCAGCACGUGUACCGAGCCAGGAACUACACCAAACCAGGUGCUUAUGCAAAGUGCUUCCACGACACCCAGAGUGUCUUCACACUCCACAAUCACUUUCCCUUCUCGUGCUUAGGAAAGGGGUGUUAUUCUUACUAUAUCCCCACAAAAGACGCGCAUCUGCAACACUAUCGCCUAGACUGUCCUCCAGAACUUAGAAAGACCUGUGGCGAAAAUUACAGAGAUAAUCCCGUUCUUGACAAAAACAUCUGGAGGUAUAAAGACACACUAAUGCAUCGUGUGUUCACUGUUUUCAAUCAACUUGGAUUCUUUAAAUCCAAGAAGCGGGGUAUUGCAUUUACAUAAAAUCUUUUUAGCACCUCUAAUUCUAAUAUGACGAAAACAAGAAAUAGAUACUUUAUAUAAGAAUAUGUCAUCUUGUAGUUUGAAAGAAUUUUUAACAACGAAGUCUAUAAUUAGGGCUGCGUUGGCCCCUAAGUCCAGCUUAUUAUAUCUGCUUUACAUAGUUUAGCAUUCAGGUUUAAUUUCUACUGAGUAUAUUUCUUGCUUUCUUUUUUCUUAUAAUUUCAUAUUUGCAAGCUGCCCUGCUGAUAUAUAUGCAAAUUCUAACCAUGACCGGCGAGCAGCUAGCUAGCACAGGGCCGACAAGGAUCGGGAUGUUUCUCGCUCCGGGGAAGGGAGUCGGACAGGAUUCUCCUUUCGAUAAAUAACUGCAGUCGAAGAGAAGUAGCAAGACUUGACAAUUAGGCGCAGACACUCCGUGGGAAGUUUUAACCAAAAUAAGGCUCUAAAGGUGAAAAUAGUAUAUAACAUAAGUAACAACCAAACAGCUGGUUCGGAUAUUUCUAGUAGGUGAAUCGCAUGCACUGGGGAAUUCCUUCACCUGGUUUUAUUGUGGAGUGUAAACCGUACCUGAGUAUUGCCCAUCGCGACAUCAGAUUUGAUGUAUUGGAAAUGAAAUAUCUUUUGAAAUAAAGUUUAAUCACA
Molecule: messenger RNA, 2586 nt
Organism: Penaeus indicus
Lineage: Eukaryota; Metazoa; Arthropoda; Malacostraca; Decapoda; Penaeidae
Exons: 3
Coding region: 178-1944 (588 amino acids)
Cellular component (GO): cytoplasm
Molecular function (GO): glycosyltransferase activity
Source: RefSeq, a predicted model, not a curated record